GUCAGUUAACGUUUGUGCACCAGGAAAACAGAACAAAGGAGUCAUCGACCAGCUAAUGAAUUCAGCUUUCACAUGUGACUAAAGCUUGUUUAAUUUGUCACCUAGACAACCGUUUAGCAAGCGUUAUUAAUUUCUUUGUGUGUCUCUCUGUGUGUUCCUGUCUUUCUUAAGGCACUUGAGUGAGGACACGCACGCACACGCACACACACACACACAGUGCGCUGAGUUCAGUCCAAGUAUGUCAAACACGUUGCCUUUCUCUCUGCACUCACUGGUCGGAAUGUUUGUCUGUGUUCUCAGUCUGUUGGUUUUUCUUCACCUCGUCGGUUUGUAAAUAGCUACGGCCGUGGAGACAGCCACACACUGCUCUUUCCUCGCUUGGUCAUUUUUCCCCGGACCUCCUGCUAUCCUGUGUUCAGUCUAACCAGCGGCGCGCAGUGUGUGCAGCUCUCGCAGAGCGACUGCACAGCACAUCCCAGCCAGUUCUCUCCCUCUCUCUCUCUUUCAUUCACACCGGGAUGGAUCUACCCUCCUAGUGGAGCAAAAGUCUACUUCAGCAGCUGGCAAGUUGGGUUCACAUUUAGGAGUGAGGCAGGAAGCUGAAACAAAGGUUUCUCCUUCUCCCCCCCCCCUCCUCCACACACACCUGACAAAAUUUCUUUCAUCUCCGCGCAUCAACUUGGCUGACGGAAAGCCAGACACGAUGACACCAACCGGGCUGCAUUCACGCGUUAUGCUCCUGCUCUGCUUCGUCUCCACCGCGGCGUGCAAUGCGUUUGCGUUCACCGAGGAGCCCUCGGAGAGAGUCGGGAAGACGGACGGGUAUUGUAGUCGGAUAUUACAGGCUCAGAGCAAUCGCAAAGAGGGGAACCACGAAUUUCGCCUCCGCGUCGAGGGAGACCCGGAGAACUAUCAGCCAGGAAGCACAUACAGAGUGACUCUGAUUGCAUCCAGCCCCUCCUACUUUAGAGGGUUCACUCUUAUUGCCCUGAAGGAGGGCACAGAUGGAGGCAAGGACGAGGACUACACUGGAAAUUUUCAGAUAAUUGAUGAGGAGGAAACACAGUUUAUGACCAACUGCCCCCCUGCAGUGACAGAGAGCACUCCUCGCAGACGCACCAGCAUCCAGGUGUUUUGGACUGCGCCCCCGAGUGGCUCUGGUUGUGUCGUCCUCAAGGCAAGCAUUGUGCAGAGGAGGACAAUCUAUUUCCAGGAUGAAGGUUCACUCACCAAGCGAAUGUGUGAGAAAGAAUCCCUGUACGGAGAUGCUACAGAUAAACCUCUGCUCGACUGUUGUGCCUGUGGGACUGCAAAGUACAGAGUUACCUUCUAUGGGAACUGGUCGGAGAAGAUUCAUCCCAAAGACUAUCCUCGUCGUGCCAAUCACUGGUCAGCCAUAAUUGGUGCAUCCCACUCCAAGAACUACGUGCUGUGGGAAUAUGGCGGCUUUGCCAGCGAAGGGGUUAAACAGGUAGCCGAGCUGGGCUCCCCAGUCAAAAUGGAGGAGGAGAUCAGACAGAAGGGUGACGAGGUCCUGACAGUCAUCAAAAUGAAAGCACAGUGGCCGGCCUGGCAACCACUUAAUGUACGGGCUGCCCCUUCGGCUGAAUUCUCAGUGGACCGAACCCGUCACCUCAUGUCCUUCCUGACUAUGUUGGGGCCCAGUCCAGACUGGAAUGUGGGUCUGUCUGCUGAGGACUUGUGUACCAAGGAGUGCGGUUGGGCCCAGAGGGUGGUCCAGGACCUGAUCCCAUGGGAUGCAGGCACUGACAGUGGAGUGACAUAUGAGUCUCCCAACAAGCCCACCGUUCCCCAGGACAAGAUCCGUCCCCUGACCAGUCUGGAUCAUCCUCAGAGCCCUUUUUAUGAUCCUGAGGGGGGCGCUAUCACUCCUGUGGCCAGGGUAGUGGUGGAACGCAUCGCCAGAAAGGGCGAACAGUGCAACAUUGUGCCGGAUAAUGUGGAUGAUAUUGUAGCAGAUAUUGCCCAGGAGGAGAAAGAGGAAGAUGAUACCCCAGAGACGUGCAUCUACUCCAACUGGUCUCCAUGGUCCGCCUGCAGCUCAGCCACUUGUGAAAAGGGCAAGCGGAUGAGGCAGAGAAUGCUGAAGGCCCAGUUGGACCUCAGUGUUCCCUGCCCCCACACCCAGGAUUUUGAGCCUUGCAUGGGUCCUGGAUGCAGUGAUGAGGAUGCUUCCACCUGUAUGAUGUCAGAGUGGAUCACCUGGUCUCCAUGUAGCAUGUCCUGUGGAAUGGGCACACGUUCCCGGGAGCGGUACGUUAAGCAGUUCCCCGACGAUGGCUCAGUCUGCACCCUGCCCACAGAGGAGACAGAAAACUGUGUGGUUAAUGAGGAAUGCUCUCCCAGCAGUUGCCUGGUUACAGAGUGGGGUGAAUGGGAUGUCUGCAGUGCUACUUGUGGUCUUGGCAUGAAGAGGAGAGAGCGCAUGGUGAAGAUGCCUCCUGCAGAUGGCUCCAUUUGUGGGGCAGAGGUGUUAGAAGUGGAGAAGUGCAUGAUGCCAGAAUGUCACACGAUUCCAUGCAUGCUGACCCCAUGGUCUGACUGGAGCGACUGCAGCGUGACGUGCGGGAAGGGUUUGAGGACACGACAGCGCAUGCUCAAGUCCCCCGUGGAGCUGGGAGAGUGCACAGAAGAGUUGGAGCAGGUGGAAAAGUGCAUGCUACCAGAGUGUCCCAUAGACUGUGUCAUGUCAGAGUGGACCGAGUGGUCAGAGUGCAAUAAGUCCUGUGGGAAGGGUCAUACGAUCCGGACUCGCAUGGUGAAGCUGGAGCCGCAGUUUGGAGGAGACACCUGUCCUGAAACCAUCCAGAGGAAGAAGUGUAAGAUCAGGAAGUGCAACCGGGCCAACAGCAAUGAGAGGAAACAACGCAAGACUGAACAGCGUGAAAAGCGAAGGAGCAAACAAGCCAGAGUUGAGGUCGCCUCUGAGCACCCAGGUUGUAAAAUGAGACCGUGGUCGAGUUGGACAGAAUGUACCAAGCUGUGUGGUGGAGGUAUCCAAGAACGGCUCAUGACGGUGAAGCAAAAGUUUAAGACUGCCCAGUUGUCAAGCUGCAAGGACAGGAAGGAGAUCAGGGCUUGUAAUGUGCACCCCUGCUAGGAAGGAGUAGGGGAAUGGGGGUUGAUGUGGACAGGAGGAAGGGGGUGGAGGGGGCUGGGAAGAGAACAGGGCAUGGCACACUGUUGCACAAUGAUCCAAUGCACUCUGUUUAGGGCUGAAAUGGCACAUACUUGAAUCUGUAUUGGUUAAAUCCAGAGCUCAGGUCAGUUGUCGUCAAGAUAAGAUGAACUACAAGAUCUCUCUGGAUUUAAACUAGCCUGAUUCAUCUGUGCUUUCAAACUAGCUCUGAUACAUACGACUCUUUUGCAAGAUUACUGUAAACUUGUUGUGGUAUAAUAUAUCUUGAAAAAUAUAAUUAUGAAAUAUAAAUUGAUUUAAUAAUAAGAUAAAGAACUGUUAUAUCUUGUGGUAUCCUUAAGUAGAGUACAGUGUAUUCCAGACUUUAAAGCACAGGUGCCCAGCCAUUCCAGUGUUUUAUAUGCCUUCAAUUGUUCAGUUGUUUCUAGGACACACAAUGCCCAGUUGACUUUUUACCCAGCUAUAUUGUUGUACAUGUAGAGUCACCAUGAUUGAGAUCUGUAUGAUUUGGAGCAUUAUUAGAAGAUUUUGUUAUUUUUUUGCUGUGGAAUUUUUUGAUAAGAAUGUGUCCCAAGAUUCUUACCAAAGUCUUGUGUAGAUGUUUUCUAGAUGUCUUCCCUUCCUUUUCUUUAUCUCUGUUCCUCUAACAUAUUAAUAUUUUGGAAUAAUAUCACCUUUACAAUAAAAGUAAAUGUGACAACUUG
Molecule: messenger RNA, 3864 nt
Organism: Lates calcarifer (barramundi perch)
Lineage: Eukaryota; Metazoa; Chordata; Actinopteri; Centropomidae
Gene: spon1a
Product: spondin 1a
Exons: 16
Coding region: 704-3121 (805 amino acids)
Biological process (GO): cell adhesion
Cellular component (GO): extracellular matrix
Source: RefSeq, a predicted model, not a curated record